Dromaius novaehollandiae (emu) is the source of this 4901-nucleotide messenger RNA. It is a transcript of the gene ATP8B2, whose product is annotated as ATPase phospholipid transporting 8B2. Gene Ontology annotation, cellular component: trans-Golgi network; plasma membrane. Bases 178 to 3741 code for a protein of 1187 amino acids. Lineage: Eukaryota; Metazoa; Chordata; Aves; Casuariiformes; Dromaiidae. Gene Ontology annotation, molecular function: ATP hydrolysis activity; magnesium ion binding; ATP binding. The transcript is spliced from 27 exons. The record is from RefSeq and is a predicted model, not a curated record. Gene Ontology annotation, biological process: phospholipid translocation; Golgi organization.
CCCGCCGCAUCACUUCCGCCGCCUCCCGCGAACCGGCGCCGCGGCCGCGCGGGCCGGGCCGGGCCGGGCCGGGGCUCGGAGGCGGCGGCGGCGGCAGCGGCGGCCCGGGCCCCGGUGGCCGCGCUGCGCUGGGCCGGGCCGCGCCGGGCGCCGCGCCGAUGGGCCGCGCCGGGGGCCAUGGAGCCGUGCGCCGCCCGCCGGGCCCCAGAGGAGGAGAGGCGGGUGCGAGCCAACGCGCGGGACUACAACGAGAAGUUCCAGUACGCGAGCAACUGCAUCAAGACCUCCAAGUACAACGUCGUCACCUUCCUGCCCGUCAACCUCUUCGAGCAGUUCCAGGAAGUGGCCAACACCUAUUUCCUCUUCCUCCUCAUCCUGCAGCUCAUCCCGCAGAUCUCCUCGCUCUCCUGGUUCACCACCAUCGUGCCUUUGGUCCUGGUGUUGACCAUCACGGCCGUCAAGGACGCCACCGACGACUACUUCCGCCAUAAGAGCGACAAGCAGGUGAACACCCGGCAGUCCCAGGUGCUGCUCGGCGGCGGCCUCCGGCAGGAGCAGUGGAUGAACGUCCGCGUCGGGGACAUCAUCAAGCUGGAGAACAACCAGUUUGUGGCGGCCGACCUCCUCCUCCUCUGCAGCAGCGAGCCCCACGGCCUGUGCUACAUCGAGACGGCGGAGCUGGACGGGGAGACCAACAUGAAGGUGCGGCAGGCCAUCCCCGUGACCUCGGAGCUGGGUGACACCGGCAAGCUGGCCCGCUUCGACGGCGAGGUGGUCUGUGAACCCCCCAACAACAAGCUGGACAAGUUUGGGGGGACGCUGUACUGGAAGGAGAACAAGUAUCCCCUGAGCAACCAGAACAUGCUGCUGCGGGGCUGCGUGCUGCGCAACACCGAGUGGUGCUUCGGCCUCGUCAUCUUCGCAGGUCCCGACACGAAGCUGAUGCAGAACAGCGGCCGCACCAAGUUCAAGCGGACGAGCAUCGACCGGCUGAUGAACACGCUGGUGCUCUGGAUCUUCGGCUUCCUGGUGUGCAUGGGCGUCAUCCUGGCCAUCGGCAACGCCAUCUGGGAGCACGAGGUGGGCGUCUGCUUCCAGAUCUACCUGCCCUGGGACGAGGGGGUGCACAGUGCCUUCUUCUCCGGCUUCCUCUCCUUCUGGUCCUACAUCAUCAUCCUCAACACCGUGGUGCCCAUCUCGCUCUACGUGAGCGUGGAGGUGAUCCGGCUCGGGCACAGCUACUUCAUCAACUGGGACAAGAAGAUGUACUGCGCCAAGCGGCGGACGCCGGCCGAGGCCCGGACCACCACGCUCAACGAGGAGCUGGGGCAGGUGGAGUACAUCUUCUCCGACAAGACGGGCACCCUCACCCAGAACAUCAUGGUGUUCAGCAAGUGCUCCGUGCACGGGCACAGCUACGGCGACGCGCAGGACGUGCUGGGGCGCAAGGCGGAGCUGGGCGAGAGGCCGGAGCCCGUCGACUUCUCCUUCAACCCGCUGGCCGACCCGCGCUUCCAGUUCUGGGACGCCGGGCUGCUGGAAGCCGUCAAGCUGGGCGACCCCCACGUGCACGAGUUCUUCCGCCUGCUCUCGCUCUGCCACACCGUCAUGUCCGAGGAGAAGAGCGAAGGGGAGCUGUACUACAAGGCUCAGUCCCCGGACGAGGGGGCUCUGGUCACGGCCGCCAGGAACUUCGGCUUCGUCUUCCGCUCCCGCACGCCCAAGACCAUCACGGUGCACGAGCUGGGCCGCGCCAUCACCUACCAGCUGCUGGCCAUCCUGGACUUCAACAACAUCCGCAAGCGCAUGUCCGUCAUCGUCCGCGGCCCCGAGGGCAAGAUCCGGCUGUACUGCAAAGGGGCCGACACGAUCCUGCUGGAGCGCCUGCGCCCCGCGAGCCAGGACCUGACGAACGUCACCACCGACCACCUGAACGAAUACGCCGGCGAGGGGCUGCGGACGCUGGUGCUGGCCUACAAGGACCUGGAGGAGAGCUACUACGAGGACUGGUCCGAGCGGCUGCGCCGAGCCAGCGGCGCGCCCGAGGCCCGCGAGGAUCGCCUGGCUCGGCUCUACGAGGAGGUGGAGCACGACAUGACGCUGCUGGGAGCCACGGCCAUCGAGGACAAGCUGCAGCAGGGGGUCCCCGAAACCAUCGCCAUCCUGACGCUGGCCAACAUCAAGAUCUGGGUGCUGACGGGGGACAAGCAGGAGACGGCCGUGAACAUCGGCUACUCCUGCAAGAUGCUGACGGACGACAUGACGGAGGUGUUCGUGGUCACGGGCCACACCGUGCUGGAGGUGCGGGAGGAGCUCAGGAAAGCCCGGGAGAAAAUGAUGGAUGCAUCGCGCUCCGUGGGCAACGGCUUCUCCUACCAGGAGAAACUCUCCUCCUCCAAGCUCACCUCGGUGCUGGAAGCCAUCGCGGGCGAAUACGCCCUGGUCAUCAACGGGCACAGCCUGGCCCACGCGCUGGAGGCUGACAUGGAGGUGGAGUUCCUGGAGACGGCGUGCGCCUGCAAGGCCGUGAUCUGCUGCCGCGUCACCCCCUUGCAGAAGGCCCAGGUGGUGGAGCUGGUGAAGAAGUACAAGAAGGCCGUGACCCUGGCCAUCGGCGACGGGGCCAACGACGUCAGCAUGAUCAAGACCGCCCACAUCGGCGUGGGCAUCAGCGGGCAGGAGGGCAUCCAGGCGGUGCUGGCCUCCGACUACUCCUUCUCGCAGUUCAAGUUCCUGCAGCGCCUGCUGCUCGUGCACGGGCGCUGGUCUUACCUGCGCAUGUGCAAGUUCCUCUGCUACUUCUUCUACAAGAACUUCGCCUUCACCAUGGUCCAUUUCUGGUUCGGCUUCUUCUGCGGCUUCUCAGCGCAGACGGUGUACGACCAGUACUUCAUCACGCUGUACAACAUCGUCUACACCUCGCUGCCCGUGCUCGCCAUGGGCGUCUUCGACCAGGACGUGCCGGAGCAGCGGAGCAUGGAGUACCCCAAGCUGUACGAGCCGGGGCAGCUGAACCUGCUCUUCAACAAGCGGGAGUUCUUCAUCUGCAUCGCCCAGGGCAUCUACACCUCCGUGCUCAUGUUCUUCAUCCCCUACGGCGUCUUUGCUGACGCCACCCGGGACGACGGGGCCCAGCUGGCCGACUACCAGUCCUUCGCCGUCACCGUGGCCACCUCCCUGGUGAUAGUCGUCAGCGUGCAGAUCGGGCUCGACACCGGCUUCUGGACAGCCAUCAACCACUUCUUCAUCUGGGGCAGCCUGGCUGCCUACUUCGCCAUCCUCUUCGCCAUGCACAGCGACGGCCUCUUCCAGAUGUUCCCCAACCAGUUCCGCUUCGUGGGUAACGCGCAGAACACGCUGGCGCAGCCCGCGGUCUGGCUCACCAUCGCCCUCACCACCGUGGUCUGCAUCGUGCCCGUGGUGGCCUUCCGCUUCCUCAAGCUGGACCUGAAGCCCGAGCUCUCGGACACGGUGCGCUACACCCAGCUGGUGCGGAAGAAGCAGAAGGCCCAGCACCGGUGCCUGCGGCGCGUGGGGCGGGCGGGCUCGCGCCGCUCCGGCUACGCCUUCUCGCACCAGGAGGGCUUCGGCGAGCUCAUCAUGUCCGGCAAGAACAUGCGCCUCAGCUCCCUGGCGCUCGCCGGCUUCGCCGCCCGCCCCGGCGCCGCCUGGAUCGAGACCCUGCGCAAGAAGAAGGGCAGCGACGGCAGCCCCGGCGCCGACGGGACGCUCAAGGUGUGAGCGGGGAGGGGGCGUCCCCGGGGGGCCGGGCCCCCCAGACCCGCGCGGAUGGGGGGGGGAGCGGGGCCCCGCCGGGUGCUGAGCUUUGGCGGAGGAGUCUGGACCGGCACCGCGUCACCAAAACCACGACCUCGCCCCGGGCUGCACGGACGGAGCCCCCCGGGGCCGUGCCCCCCCUCCCCGGGGCCGUGCCCCCCCCGGGGGCCAUCGUUUCAGUAUUCACCUCCACCGCGUGCAACCCCCCCCCCCCAAGCCACACGCGAAUGUAUCACGCCAGAGCCACCGCCGCGGCCGGGGGGUGACGGGGGGCUCGGACGGCCCCGCGCGCCCAGCCCCGCUCCCCCCCCCCACACCCACGUGUCUUCUUUUUUAUAUAUAAAACAAAAACAAACAAAAAGGAAGAAAAAACCCUCCCCGUUUACAGAGCGACUCUUUUCUCUCCGGGGUGGCGGGGCUGGUGCCGGAGGGAGCGCCGGGGGCCGCGGCCCCCCCGGGCAGGGGCAGCGUUUGGCCGCUGGUGCCCGGGGGGCCGAGUCCUCGGGGCGAAAGGGGAACCGGCCCCCGGCGCCUUCCUGCUCUCGGGGGGAGGGGGCCGGGCCGGGCCGGGCCGCGCUGCUGUGAUUCCCGGCCGCGCCGGGGUUGCACAACGGCCGGGCGCCGCUUCCUUCUCCCUCGUGCCGGCGCGGGGACCAGGGCGGGCAGCGCCGGGCGCGGGGGCCCCACCGGGGCUGGGUGCUCCCGGGGGUCCCGGGGGCCGGCGCGGGGUGCAGGGCCGCUGCCUCCCCCUUGGCCGGGCGCGAGACGGGCCGCGGGGCUGCUUCGGCCUCGCGGGGGGGCCGGACGCCUGGGCCCCGGGGCGGCCCCCGCCUGCUCCGCGGCUCCUCGGGCCCUUGGGGGGAAGCGCCGGCCCCGGGGCCCCGCUGCCCUUCGCACCAAAGAGGAAACGGCGCAGCGCUGGCCUUGGCGUGCUCUAGAGUCUAUUUUUGGGGGCGUUUGGGUUUUUUCCCUGUUCUUUCGGAGCUGGGGAGAGGCGGCGGUGGGCAGGGGCCGAGGAGCGUUGCGUAUAACUUAUUACACAUUUCUAUACUUGCAGAAUUGUAUCAUUUUAUGGGUAUACAGAGAAAAAUAACCAGCUUUUUAUAAAAAUGCCUUUCGGAGCA